Messenger RNA from Vitrella brassicaformis, 3612 nucleotides. The record is from the annotation of a GenBank genome assembly. Lineage: Eukaryota; Vitrellaceae.
CGCGUGACGUCACUGGACGUCAGCUGACAGCGAUCAGACGCAGCCAUAUUUCCAGCUCAGAGCUUUCGACAAGCAAGAUCUGUUGCUCUCGUGCCUUCCUCGCUUCACGCCAGUCAGCUGUUGCUGUGCUCUGAUCCCCCUCUCGCCUCUGCACCCGCCGCCCCCCUUCACUCGUUUCCACUCAGCUAUCUUCAUCCAUGGCGUACUACGAAGUCUGCUCCACUGACGCUCACUGCAAGCGCACAUUGCAGACACGACUGGAUGCCAUCGAGGAGGUCCGCGGGGUGCUGGAGAGUGAAGGCAUCGAGGUGCCCGGUGUUGUCGUAUGCGGUAGGGAGGCUGCAAGGUGGAAGAUGGGAGGAUAACAACAGGUCACGGCUCGGUGUUGUGUGCGUCUGUGUGUCACUUCUUACUCACGGCAGGUGAUCAGUCUGCGGGCAAGUCGUCGGUGUUGGAGCGCAUCAUGGGGGUGCCCUUCCCGCGAGCACAGGGGUGACCACUGCAGUGCACUGCACUGCACAGAUGGGUGGCCUGUGCACUUGCUGGCCUUCUUCUAUCUGUGUGACCGCACAGGACCUGCACCAAGACGCCGACGAUUCUGAUGGGCGAGACCGACGCAUCUGCCGACGGGGUCAGCGUGUGGGUGUCACUCAAGGAGGACAUCACCGACGCUGAGGAGUUGAACGACAUCAAGGACAUCGGGAACAAGAUCACCGAGCUGACGGACGACCUCGUCCGGCAAGAGGGCAGCGCCAUCGUCAACCGGCCCAUCUACGUAACCCAGUGCAGCGGGCAGCAGCUCUGUUGGUCUUGUCUUCGUCCAUCUCUGCUGUGCGGUGUGUGUGCGUAGGUGCGGAUCCGUGGCAAGAAUGUGCCGACUCUCACCGUCACCGAUCUUCCUGGCCUGCUGUACAACAAGAAGGGCGACGAAAACAUCCACGCCGAGGUCGUGGCGAUGGUCAACGAGUACAUCGAGAAGGAGAAGACAGUCAUCCUCUGUGUCGUGCCGGCGGGCGGCGACUUCCUGUCCACAUCAGAGGUGCGUCGGGCAGGCACACGUGCACCCAUAAGGGUAGCUGCACACUUUGUGUUGUCUUCAGGCCAUCAAGUUGGCCAAGGACGUUGACCCGGAGCGCCAUAGGACCAUUGUGGUCGUCACCAAAACCGACAAGAUCGAGCCCGGCGAGGAGGGUCGUCAUUUCCUCAAGUCCAUCAAGCAAGGCCAGGACGAGAUCGGCGGCAAGAAGCUCAAGUGCAUCGCCCUCCGCAACAGAAAGCCAGAUGAGGUACGGCAGACGAUACACGGUGUCAUGCAUGGACAAUUGUGUGCGCAGAUCGUCCUGGACAUUGACGCUGAGCAAGAGGAGGCGGCCUUCUUCGAGCGGCAUCCGGACCUGUGCAAGCUGCUCAGUGAAGAGUGGGGCAUCACGACGCUCGUCAAGCGCAUCACCGACAUACAGGUCGUCUACGUGGACGAGUUCAUGAAGGACAUCAAGGGGAAACUCACCGAGAGUAAGUUAAGCACACCAGGGCGGAUGAUGAGGGGACCACAGCGGCUCCUGUGUCGGGUGUGUGUGUAUCGUCAAUCAGAGAUUGAGUCGGUGACUGCUAAGCUGGCCACGCUGCGGCCUCCGUGUGUUGACAUCAAGGACAAGAACCGCUGCAUGAACGACAUCCUCAUCGAGCUCGACCAGCUCCUCAAGCAGGUCAGACACCUGACUCCCACACGUCCGCACCACCGGACUCAUCAGAUCUGCCUUGUGAUGUUUGUUGUCCAGCGAGGUUCUAUCCGGCUGAGUGAUGGAGAUGACCGCGACUCGAUUCAGUAUGGCCUUCGUGAGCGUCUUGAGGACUACGCAAAAAGAAUGAAGAAUAUCGACAUCAACUUCUUCACAGAAGACAUUUACAAACAGGUACGUACAAACAGAGGCACAUCCCAUAUAGACACAGCCACGGACACGUUGCGGCCAGGUGCUUGACCGUCUGGAGCGUUGUUGUGGGUUCGAUGCGCCGCCCGAGCUGCCGCAUCCAGAUGUGUUCCAGGAGAUGUAUGUGGACGCUUUCGAGCGCAAGCUGCAGGUCGAACACUACUCGCGCAUCCUCGCGGAACACGCCUGCGGAUUCAUCAAGGUGGGCCAGCAGCAUCCACACUCGGGAGGGAGAUAAUGGCAACCAGUAAGUAUGCGCUUUCGUGUCAGUCUGAGUUGGACAUUCUUGUCGAAAGCGUUGCUGAUGCGUUCCCUUCAUUCGUCGAUGCACUCCAGGUGAACGCAGCGUGCCUUCUUAUGGGCAUGGAGAAGUGCGUGUCUGUCUGUCUGUCUGUGUGUGUGUGUGUGUGUGUGCAGGGCAAGAUAGCGUCGCUGCUAGACAGCAAGAAGCAGGAGGUGCUGUCCGCCAUCGGAUCGCUCAUCCGCAGCCAGGGGGCCGUCUUUACUGCCAACCAAGUCUACAGCGAGGUAGGAUCUUCUAAGGCUGCGCAGACGAGCCCCUCUUUGCCUGAUGGGUCGCCCUUGCCCGCUGCAGAUGGUCCAGAAGGGCCUGGCUGGUGUGCUGUCGGACAACCACUUCUGGACCAACACCAGGAUCGGGCGGAAGAUGUCGAUGAAGGUCUACAAGCAAUCCAACCAGCCCAUCCUCUUCAAUCAGCUGAAUGAGUGGUGGAACAUGGGCCGCAAGUACCAGAGUGCCGUGACAAUUCAGGUGUCGCUACACUUCUACGUGACCACGAUGCUCGACCGUGUGGCCGACGACGUGGCCCUCAUGGUGAGUGAUGCUUUAUUCUUUGUUGGCGUGUGUGGAUUUGUGAUGCUUUGAUGGCUUGUAUUGUGCUGGUUGGUCGCAGGUGCAUCGGUUCCUGUAUGCCGAUCUGCGUGACACCUUCCUCACCGACAUGCUCGUCGCAUUCAGGUGUGACUAGAUACAUACCAGAGUGUGGCUCACUUGAGUGUCUCUGUCCAUAUGUUUGGUGCUCAUCUGUUCUGUCCAGGGACGACAGUUUGGUUGACGAGUGCAUGGAGAUGGAGCACUCGAAGCGACAGGCAUACGAACUGACGAGCUGGUCAGCAGCAGCGGCCGUCAAGAGGAUCUGCCACACACGGCGUGGAGGAUGUACUGUGUGUGUGUAUUGCAGGAAGAAGGACGAGCUGAUCAAGGCCAUGAUGACCCUGAGCGCGUCGGCUCCUUCGGCAGACAGCCUCACCAGACAGCGAGGCGCAUAGAUAGACAACCACAACACACAGCAGAGGCGGCCGUGUUUUUGAGCGGCCGUGUUUUUGGGCCUCUUGCUGAAGUUUUGUACAUACGUUGGCAACUACUGCGUGUACUAGAUAGAUGUGUCGGGUGCGGUGCGUGUGUCCCUUUUUUUCCUCGAUGCAUGGUGCUGAUGCAGGCAGGUAGACGUCAUUAGUGCGUCCUCAACUUGACUGCUGUGGCUCUUUGAUUGAUGUCGUUGCUUUGCAUGCGCUGGGCGUUCUGCUGCAUGUGUGGCAACAGUGUAUAUUUGUGGCGGGUGGAGGGAAAUCUGAGCGCUUUUGUGGAUGUUCGUGUGUGUGCUGGGGCAAGCUGCUUUAUGAUCAUGGGAGACUUAGUCGCAUCAAAUGAAGGUCACACGGC